Molecule: messenger RNA, 1479 nt
Organism: Cyphellophora europaea CBS 101466
Lineage: Eukaryota; Fungi; Ascomycota; Eurotiomycetes; Chaetothyriales; Cyphellophoraceae
Exons: 2
Coding region: 1-1479 (492 amino acids)
Molecular function (GO): aldehyde dehydrogenase (NAD+) activity
Source: RefSeq, a predicted model, not a curated record
AUGUCUGGCUCGGCAGGUAAGUUCGAAACUAGGUUAUUUAUCAACAAUGAAUACGUCGAUGCCAAACACCAUGAGCGGCUGACUCUGGUCAAUCCAUUCGACGAGUCCACCAUUACUUCAGAUGUCCAUGUCGCCGGUCCUGAAGAUGUCGACGCAGCAGUUGAUGCAGCAAUAGUCGCUCUCAAGGGCGAAUAUGGCAAAUUGAGCGGAGCCCAGCGCGGAGCUCUGUUGAACAAAUUCGCCGACAUCAUCGAGAAGAACGCGGCCGCUCUCGCCGAAGUCGAGUCUCUACCAACUGGAAGACCUGCUUCAAUGAUUGUUGGCUUCGAGAUCCCAAUGAUCGCUGCGACGUUCCGGUACUAUGCUGGCUGGGCAGACAAACUUCCCGGCAGAAUCGUUCCGUCCGACAGCAGCAAGACCAGGAUCGUCCGCUACGAACCGUUGGGCGUGGCAGCUGGUAUCGCCUCGUGGAAUGCCACCCUUCUGUACGUCGGCUGGAAGAUCGCGCCAGCCAUUGCCGCAGGCUGCACCUUCAUCUUCAAGGCAUCCGAAAAGUCCCCUCUCGGCGCCCUCGCAGUGGGCGCUCUUUUCAAAGAAGCCGGCUUCCCACCGGGCGUCGUCCAAUUCGUCACUGGCGCACGCUUGACCGGCGAUCUGCUCGCCUCGCAUCCUCGCAUCAACAAGAUCUCCUUUACCGGCUCGAUUCCCGCCGGAAAGGCCGUGCAGAUGGCCGCCACCAAAUCCAACCUCAAGCGCGUGACGCUCGAGAUGGGCGGCAAAUCGGCCGCCAUCGUUUUCAACGACGCCAACCUCGACAUUGCCAUCCAGAACGUCGGCCCCAUGUUCCUAUUCAACAGCGGCCAAGUCUGCGCCGCCACCUCGCGCGUCCUGGUACAAGAACAAGUCGCGCCCAAGCUCAUCGAAGCCCUCAAGAGCAUCUUCGCCCAAUCCGCCGCAGGUCUGGACACCAAUCCCCUCGAGCCCACCGCACAGCUAGGCCCCCUAGUGGACAAGAUCCAAUUCGACAAAGUCAUGGGCUACAUCAACAGCGGCAAGGAGUCGUCAGCGGAGCUGGUGGUGGGCGGCCAGCGCCACAGCGACAAGGGCUACGGCGUUGACCCCACUAUCUUCGUCAACCCGCAGACCGACGCCAAGAUCUGGAAGGAGGAGAUCUUUGGCCCCGUGCUCGCCGUGCGCACCUUCAAGACCGAGGACGAGGCCAUCGCCCUCGCCAACGACACCAGCUACGGCCUGGCCGCGCAGCUGUACACGAGCGACGUGACGCGCGCGCUGCGUGUCUCUGCGGCGCUGGAGAGCGGUAGUGUCAGCGUCAACGCUGCCUUUAUGCCGGAUACAGCAAUGCCCUUCGGCGGCUGGAAAGAAUCCGGCAUCGGCCGCGAGCUCGGCGAGGAAGGUCUGCGCGCCUACCUGGAGCCCAAGAGCAUCUUCAUCAGCAUGGAGGUGCCGAGCCCGGCUUGA